AUGGAAUCGGUUGCGGCGGGCAAAGAGUUUUGUCAUUUGAUCCAAAUUUUUGCCUCGGAUCUCAGAAAUCUCCCUAUUGUGAUGGGCAUUGACGAUUUCUUCUCUAAUUUAUUUAAUUUCAGACCUCAGUCUCGCCAUCGCGGAAGUUUUGGUGUUUGGAUAAUCAUGCAACUGAUUGGAUCUGUGUUGUGCUUUUUGUGUUUGAAUAAUCGUGGAAAUUGUAUAAGUGAUGCAUUGUCACCUUCCGCUAUCGAAAACCUAGUAGUUCCGAAGGACGAGGCAUAUGAAGCUGACAUUAGAAAAUUGUUUCCGAAGAAUAAAGAGAACCAAAAUCAUGGCGAUGAACCUGAUCCUCAUGCUAUGUUCAAUGUACUAGAUUUGGUUCUUGUGGAGACAAUGGAGCGCUUGAAGAAGUUAAGAGAAGGAUUUAGGAUGAUUGGUAGAUGUAGCUUCCAUCAAGGAAUGGCGAGUGUUCUUCACAGUGAUUUUAGAUUAGCUUCUGAUAGUGAUGAUGCGCUGAUUAGAAUGUUGUGCAGUUCGGGCAAGAAAAAAGAAGUAAUUCAUGCUGGGAAACUUGUUGAGAUAUUGGAAGAACAUUUUGAGGAGUCAAAUGUUAUUACGUUAACAAUUCUAAUGGAUGGAUGUUGUAGACAAGGAGAUAUUAUUCAAGCGCUUGAAGUUUGGAAUGAGAUGUUUGAGAAAGGGAUAAGAAUUGACCGUACUGCAUUUAAUGUACUCAUAAAUGGAUUUUGUUUGGUACAAGAUAUGAAGGUAGCAUAUAAAUAUUUCUCUGAGAUGUUUAAGAGGGGUUUCCUUCCUGAUGUUGUAACGUUCAAUACUCUUAUAAGCGGCUUUGCUAGAAAAGGAAGCAUACAUGAGGCUUGUGACAUUCACAAUAGGAUGGAACUUGAUGGUCUGCGACCAAAUGCUAUCUCAUACAAAUUGGUUAUCCAAACACUUUGUAAACAAGGUAACAUCACUGAAGCCUUCUCAUUCUUAUGUAAGAUGUUUAACGAUCAGCUGACCCCCGAUCGUCGUACUUGGAAUAUCAUACUUACUAGUUAUGCAAGACAUGGAGAUAUUAGUGGUGCUUAUUCCACUAGAGAUAUGAUGGUGGCAAUGGGUGUGGUUCCAAAUGUGUUCACCUACAAUGCGCUUAUCCAUGCUAAUGUGAAGGGCGAACAUAAGACAAGCUCUGUUACUGAAAAAGGAAAUGCUUGCUAA
Messenger RNA from Asparagus officinalis (garden asparagus), 1224 nucleotides. RefSeq names its product pentatricopeptide repeat-containing protein At5g24830-like. The record is from RefSeq and is a predicted model, not a curated record. Gene Ontology annotation, molecular function: protein binding. Lineage: Eukaryota; Viridiplantae; Streptophyta; Magnoliopsida; Asparagales; Asparagaceae. The transcript is spliced from 5 exons. Bases 1 to 1224 code for a protein of 407 amino acids.